AUGCUGCGUCAACUUCGCCAUACCCUGCCAUCAGGGUCUCGCUCCCUCAGCACAAAAAAGCAACAUCACCUCCCAGCAGCCUACUACCGAGGCGGUACCUCCCGCGCCAUCUUCUUCAAGCAAGACGACCUCCCCGCAGAUAAGGCCAAAUGGGACCCCAUUUUCCGGGGUGUCCUCGGCAGCCCCGAUCCCUACGGCCGACAACUCGACGGCCUAGGCGGAGGCAUCUCCAGCCUUUCCAAAAUCUGCGUAGUGGGUAAGCCCACCCACCCCAGCGCAGACAUUGAUUACACCUUCGUGUCUCUGGGCGUGAAAACCCCCGAUGUAGACUACUCCAGCAACUGCGGGAAUAUGAUCAGUGCCGUUGGACCAUUCGCCGUCGACUCUGGGUUAGUAGUGCCUGGAUUGACAUCUGCAUCCGUGCGCAUUCACAACACCAAUACGGGGAAGAUCGUCCAUUCUAGUUUUCCCGUGGUGGAUGGAGAGGCUGCUGCGUCGGGGGAAUUUGCGAUAGAUGGGGUUUCGGGAACAGCGGCACCUGUACAGUUGGAUUUUGUGGAUCCAGCGGGAUCAAGGACGGGCAAAUUGCUUCCUACGGGACAAGUGAGGGAUGUGUUUGAUGGGGUGGAGGCCACUUGUAUUGAUGUGGCGAAUCCGUGUGUGUUUGUGCGUGCGGAGGAUUUGGAAGUAGAAGGGAACUUGACACCGGAAGAGAUUACAGCGCAUCCGGGUCUGCUUGAUCGGUUGGAUUCUAUCCGUCGGCAGGCGGGUGUGAAGAUGGGGUUGGCUGAUACCAGGGAAGCCGUGCCUGGCAGUGUACCUAAAAUAUGUCUAGUAUCGCAGCCAGGGACGGAUACACGCGCAGUGGAGCAGAAGCAGACGAAGGAAAAGGUGGACUUGCUCGUGCGAGCUCUAUCAGUUGGCCAGCCGCAUAAGGCGGUGCCGAUUACAGUGGCAUUAGCUGUAGCGUCUGCGGCGCGAAUGUCAGGCAGUACGGUAUCGCAGGUGGUCGGCGAAAAGCGCGUGGAUGAGGCGGGCAUUACGUUGGGACAUGCGAGCGGAAAUCUGCUCGUCGGAGCGACAUUUGAUGAGGAGGGUAUAUUGAGGUUCGCAACGGUGUUUCGCACGGCAAGGAGAUUGUUUGAGGGGAGGAUCUUUUGGAAGGGCUGA
Messenger RNA from Aspergillus niger, 1170 nucleotides. RefSeq lists its product as uncharacterized. The transcript has a single exon. The record is from RefSeq and is a predicted model, not a curated record. The coding region runs from base 1 to 1170 and encodes 389 amino acids. NCBI's taxonomy places the organism in Eukaryota, Fungi, Ascomycota, Eurotiomycetes, Eurotiales, Aspergillaceae.